Messenger RNA from Carassius auratus (goldfish), 1286 nucleotides. RefSeq lists its product as uncharacterized. The coding region runs from base 1 to 777 and encodes 258 amino acids. Lineage: Eukaryota; Metazoa; Chordata; Actinopteri; Cypriniformes; Cyprinidae. The transcript has 3 exons. The record is from RefSeq and is a predicted model, not a curated record.
AUGAGGGGUGCUACUGGUGGAGUGCAGCGUAAAGUGCAAGACGUCUACGGGAGUGCAUACUACGUUCACUGUUAUGCGCAUCAGUUGAACCUCAUUAUGCAGCAGGCAACAUCCCACAUCCCAAAGAUCGGCCAGUUUUUUUCAGAUGUAGGGGGGUUUUCUACAUUUUUUUCCAAGUCAUUCAAACAAACGGCAGUGCUUGAUGAAGUGGUGGCACACAGACUUCCAGGUGCUUCAACAACGCGAUGGAACUUCCACAGUCGAGCUGUUAACACCGUUUACGAGCACAAAGACGAACUGGUUAAGUGCUUCCAAACCAUUCGAGACAGAGGAGACUUUGAUGCCAUAUCGAAGAGAGAGGCCGGGGGUUUUAUGAGAAUGUUGGAAGAUGAGGUUUUCUGUUUCAUCCUGGCGUUAUUCCACAAAACCAUGCCACAUGUAGACAUGCUGUUUAACCAUCUGCAGAAGAGGAACAUAGACUCUGUCUUCAUCGCAGGGAUCACCCAGAGGUUCACUCACAGCAUUCAGGCCAUCAGGGACUCCGUUCCUUCUCUAGUUGAGGAUGAGGAGUAUAGGGGACCUGUACAGGAACCACCCCUGAAGAAACGGAGGGCAAUGGGAGAAGAAACGCAACAGCAUCUGGCAAUAGAGGUAUGUGAUACCAUUAUGAGCCAUGCCAAGGAGAGGUUUUCUUUCACCAAUCAUCUCAUCAGUGCCACUCUGUUGCAAGGAGACUUGUUUCCACAACACAGCAGAAAGUUCCGGAUUCAGCACUAGGAACCACGGUGGAUGCCUAUCCCAUGUUGGACAAAGCCAGACUUAAAACAGAACUGUCCCUGAUCUAUGAAAAUGAGGACUUCCAGGGUUGCAGUGGUGCACUGGCUCUCUUUCAGGUUGUAAUGGAAAAUAACCUUCAAGACACAUUCGCCGAAACUGUAAGUCUUCUCAAGAUCCUCAUCACCACACCCAUGACAACAGCAGAAUCAGAGAGGUGCUUCUCUACUUUAAAGAGGAUACAGACUUUCCUUAGGAACACGAUGGCACAAGAUCGCCUCAACGCUCUGGCUAUGCUCUCUAUAGAGAAAAAACUCACACGGGACAUUCCAGAUUUCAACACAAGGGUCAUUGAGAGAUUUGCCACUCAGAAAGACAGACGAGCAAAGUUCCUGUACAAAUAAGAGUUCUCCAUCCCCUUCACUCUCACUCACACAUUCACUCCAUCUACUUCUCUCAUACACAAAUCUAACUGUCACAGACACCAUAUGUUAGUCUCUCUCUACUCUUUA